GAAGACAACAUCAAACGUGUUUGUGAAGAGAAAGUUGACAAGGAAGAAGAUAAUGCCGAAGAUAUCCAUGGAAUUUGUUUGAUGGAGGCAACUUUUAUGUUCUUUAUUUGUGCUAUUGGAUGA
Entrophospora candida is the source of this 123-nucleotide messenger RNA. NCBI's taxonomy places the organism in Eukaryota, Fungi, Glomeromycota, Glomeromycetes, Entrophosporales, Entrophosporaceae. The record is from the annotation of a GenBank genome assembly.